Molecule: messenger RNA, 1406 nt
Organism: Culex pipiens pallens (northern house mosquito)
Lineage: Eukaryota; Metazoa; Arthropoda; Insecta; Diptera; Culicidae
Exons: 3
Coding region: 24-1367 (447 amino acids)
Source: RefSeq, a predicted model, not a curated record
AAGCUAUCAGUCGUUCCAACAAGAUGUUUUCGCAUAUCCUCAUAGUGACGUUGAUUCUGGCCACAGCACAGGCUCAACUACCCCCAAAAGUCAUCAAAAUGAAGGAAUCACUCUCGAAAGAGCUUCAAUCUAUACCGGAAGUAGUUUCGAAGCAUCGUUCAAAUCACGCAACUCAGCUCGAAACGAACGCACGGGUUCACCAGCUGUUCAAUGAGUUCAUCGAGCAGAACCAGCAUGGUUUGGACGCCGUACUGCGCGUUCUUCAGCUGAUUGACCACGACCUGGAGAACGUCAUCCAGGACUGCGUUCGAAUCUUCGACAUUGAGUCGCUGCAGUCGAGCAAUCGAAUCUUUGUUAACGUUACGAAACCGCUGCUGGAUCAGGUUGAACGGCUGUGCCAGAUUGUAACGGAGAAUCGAAUUGAGGAGCUUGAAGCGAGUUUGGAGCAGGUUGAACGUACUGCCGGUUGGUAUCGGGAGCAGUUGGAUCAAACGCUGAAGGACAUUGCCGUCAUUUUGAGCAAGCUUGAAGACAGAUCGUUCUCUACGAGGAUUCAAUCGAAGGAAGUUCAGAUGUUGGAUCACCUGAGCAGUUUGAACUUCUCUCUACUUGAACCGAUUGAGCAGAACUUUACAAACUACUUUUCCAAGUGGAUUAGUGGUUACCGAAACUUCACUUUGGCGAUACCGGAGGACUUUUCCGAGGAACAACCUGAUGUUUCAAACUUGUUCGACUUUUUGGACUUCUUGGACAACGAAACUACCAUCCUGCAAGGUGAAUUGCAUGAAUUUCUUGAAUUUUGGUUCUCUGAAAUCGAGGAAGUGGUUUUGGCCAUAAGUAACGGCACCGAAGAGGUCGUGGGAUUUUUGAAGGAAAAGCUCCUCGACGAUCUGUUGGACGGUAACUCUGAGCUGAAGUGCGCAGCUAGCUAUCUCCAGCUCAUUGAUCCCGCCAUUCUGGACAUGUUCAACGGAUUCUACCAGUGCGUUGAGUUCGAAGAGGAGAUGACGAAAGCAUUCCAGCAGGUUUCCUCCGUUUUGGACUCCACGGAUAAGGUGAUCACGUUUCUAAUGAGGAGUUAUCUAACGUGUGCAAAAGUAGUUGCAGAAUUUGACGAGUUCACACUAGACGAUUGCCUUCUUGGGAUGGACGAGCUGCUGGAGCAAACACAGGAGUUUGUCGAGCAUAAGACGUCCGAGAUCUAUUACCACGUGGAGGAUGCACUGAUCUUCAACGGGGUCAUGAUUGAGGCCUGUUUGGGCAACAAGCUGCGCGAGAGUGUGUUGAGCUUUGGCAAGCAGGUUCAGCAGUACUACAGCUGCAACGGAGUUCAGACGGACGGCCCAGUAAUGCUUCCAAUGUUUUAGUGUAGUGACAUCAUGAAAUUAUUACAUGAAAUAUAUACU